CUUCCCCCCAAAUCCGACAACAAACUUUCGCAAGCACUCUUAUGCGCAAAUACUGGAAGGCUAAGAGUACCAGGACGGGAACAAGAUGAACACCUUCGACUCUCAUUCGUGGUACAUAAUCUUCAACAAGGAAAAUCGCCCGGGCCAAACCUUGCGCGUAGUCGAUGGGAAUGGUGCUGUCGGAAUGGGCACGUUCUUGACCGAUGGAACAGAAAACUGGCAGAUAUACUACCAACAACAAAGAUGGUAUAUUCGAACAUUAGCGAAGGAGCUAGGACAACAGACUUGGGUGGAGUACCAACUGGGUCUCACAAAGGAGUCAAGUACGGUGCCAAAAAUGUUGAAGAGGGACGGCUCGCUGGGCCAACAGUGGACUUUCACCGAAGUAGACGACGGGAACGGAGGGUUGCUGUAUAAGAUCAGCAACGGCCUGUCGGGAAAUAAGACGUGUCUCAGCUUACCAGCCUCGAAUGGAACGCCGGGAAUGCAGACUAGCAGUGGAGGUGCUCUGUGGGAUUUACAAGUCAACCCAGGAGCGGGAACGCCAGAACACGAGAAUUUCUAUCGGGAUGUAGUUGACCUUGAAGUGCCAUCUACUCCAUCCGCAACACCACCUCCAACAACUUCCUCGUCUACGACUUUCUCAACUUCCCAAACUUCCUCAACCUCCUCAACUUCAACAUCCUCGUCCACAACAGAAACGCCCCCAAGAACAUCAGCCGCGAACAUCAGUUCUGUAACAAUCUCUCCAGGCGGGAUGGCGGGUAUCGCAAUUGGUAUUGUUUCGUUUGUGCUCGUAGCAGCGCUUGGCGUAUAUUUCUACCUAUCUCGACGGAAAAGCAAAAAAGCUGCCGCCCAUAACACGAAAGCCACGACUGAGCUGGAUGGAAGUUCGCAAACGGUAGAUCCGCAUGUGUUCAAGCCAGUGGAGAUUGGAAGCGCUCCAAUGAUACAUAUUGCGCAGGAACGACAGUAUCAGGAAUUGAGAUAUGAGAUGUGA
Periconia digitata is the source of this 1000-nucleotide messenger RNA. Lineage: Eukaryota; Fungi; Ascomycota; Dothideomycetes; Pleosporales; Periconiaceae. The record is from the annotation of a GenBank genome assembly.